UGGAAAAAAGUUUUAUAAAUACUUUGACGUUUUAUUUAUAUAGAAUGACCCUUCCAUAUUACCUUAACACAUUGGUGACCGGCAGUUUUACAACGUUAGUCGUUCCGACACGAGUUAACUCGUGAUCGAUCAACAAUGUGUUCGAACGUUUACGGCACUGUCUCAGACUUGACUACGUAUCGCAGCAUUCGUUGUGCGCAUGCUCUCCCGCCUUUCGGGAGAGCAGCGUCCUUACGGCUGCGCGCGGAGUAGCCGAGCGGCGGAGUGGGCGCUGUGGUCGGGGAGCGCGUUGCCCGGCACUUGUCGAGUGUUCCGUUCGGUCAGAGCCGAGUCAAUUUCGCCCAGGAGCCAGCCGUUAGCUCCGCCUCUCCGAGGCACCUCCUCGCACUCGCAGUCCUCGUCCUGGCGCCGAGAGUGUGGGUGUCGGUUCGCGUCCCAGGCCCGCGUCGGUUUUGUUAUUCGAGCGGCACGGGGUCGAAGAACGUCGGAGAUCCGACGUUGCCUUGUCGAGCCGAAGGCGGAAGUCUCGGAAGCUGAAAACGAGAAAACUUCUGUGGUUUCCGCACUGUAUUUUCCUCCAUCUCGAGUAACCGGCUAGCCGGAACGCCAUGCCGAAUUACAAGAUCGCGGAGCCUUGGUUAAACGAGCAAAGAAAAUGACGCAGACGCUUCGCGAGGCUACGAGGGGAGCAAUGAAGAAAGAUUAUGGGGUUAACGGAAUCUCUCCGGUCGGUCGAGACGGAUUAGGACGCCAUUCGAGUAACGGAUUCUCGCUCGGCAGGGUCGAGGUCGGCUUACGCGAAGCAGGAUCUUGCAAGAAAUCGGUGUUUUAAGGAGCAAACGUUACGCGGACGGCGUCUCGAUAGCCGAGGACCUCGGUGGAGAUUUUGCAGCGAAGAUCGAUCGGAAGACUGGAACCGUUUGCGCCCUGCUACCAGUUGCUCGGCUCCGUGGCUACGGAAACGGAAUCGAGGCGUAAAGACUCGAUUGCAUUACGGUACCAUGGGUUGCAGCUACGUACCACGAUUUGGCAUUAUAACGAGAAACUACCUCGACCGCAACGGAAGGUCUUUCGUCGAUCUACUUACGCGAUCUACUACGACUGCAGCGCGGAAUUUGAACGUGAUACGUUCGAGGCGCGUAGAACCGACAGCGGGAGCUAUCGGCUCGCCUUACGCCUCUGUUACUGUCUAAACUACUAUUAUUUUCUCUGCGACCGCGUUAUACUCGCGCAAAUAACUUGUAUCAAAAGCGCGAAAAUCUCGGACUGGUAAUUCACCGAGCAUGCCGAUUGGGCUGCGACCGAACUCCUCGUCGACUUCAGAGAAUUCGUAAACGGUGUCACACCUGUCCUUGAUUGCAAUUUAGCCUGUCGAUGGAGCGGAACUAGUUAAAGCGGUUCGGUCAGUUCGGUAUAAAACCUCGAACUGGAUCCCUUUACGAAAUCUAGUCUGCAUGGGGAGAGUCCAAAGCAGCCUAUAAUAAGUGAUCUUGACUCGUCGAAUCUCCAGACUUGCGAUUUUCGAGAUCAUUGCAAUCCUUGAGACGCCGGAACGACCAAUCGCGGAGGUAUCUCGGUCGAGAUCGCCCCCGCGGCAUCCGCGAUUCCUCCGAUCAGGGGAAGGGCAUUUCACGAGGCAUCGACGAAGACGACGAGAUAGUCGAAGAGAUGCUGGGCUCCACGUCGCCAUGCUACCGGGUGCUGUUCGCCCUGCUGGGCACCCUGGUCGUAUCUUUCGUUCUUUCCGACUGGCUGCUCUACAUGCGCGUACAGGAAUAUGCCGUAAGACCGGUCGAGGGCGAGAAGGCCUACUCGUCCAGUCUCCCCUGUGACCUCGAUCCCCUCUGCAUCGUGACGGUGAAGGGCCUGUUGCUGGACCAUCCGAAUCACUACCUGCUGGGCCCCUUGGCCGCGAUCGUCGACCGGCUUCUGAGCAUCAGUUCCGGAUGGACCUGGGUUUCCCCGAAUGCCAUAAGCGGCUCGCACGUGUUGGUCGCAAUAGCGGCCGCUAAGUGCGUCGCGAGCGACUCGCUCUCGCAACGCCGGAUCGGCGUGCUCCUUUUCCAGGUGCGCACCUGGAUGGACGACCUGGACGGCCACGUGGCCCGCAAGAGACGCAACAUCGACGGCGAGCGCUCGGACUUUGGGUCCACCGGCUACUUCGUCGACGGGAUCUGCGACGGGCUGGGUUGCGCAGCCCUGAUGGUCGGAGUUUACCUCUUCCUACGACACAAUCCGCCCCGAAGGGGCUACGAGAAGCUCCAGCAGACCUUGCCCUCCAUCGACGGCCGCGAUUGCGCCGGACCGGGCCAGGUCUACCGCAGGAAGUCUACCAAGGUCAACGUUCUGCACACCGUUCUCAUCGUAGUCGGGCAUCUGAUCAUCGCCAGCAUCGGUUGGAACCGAUACAUCUCGCUCUAUCAGGAUCUGCUGGAGUCCGACGAGGUGGUCCCACCCAUGAUCGCCAACGACCUGUACCUCAGACAGUCCAACGUCCUCCGCAGCGGCUCCUUCUGGAGCGUCGUCCUCUCCUGGCGACUGUUCAACUUCCACGCCGCCAUAGAUUACCUUCUCCUUGCCAUCUUCCUGGAUAGGCUCUGGGAGUAUAUGAAGAUCGUACAGUGGCUCGGAUACGUCGUGCUUCUUAUCCUGAUCUAUUUCUCCGAGCUGCACUUCCUGGAGGCUUACGCCUACGUCCACGGAGCGAUGUUCUCGAUAUUCCUGUCCAGGAGCAUCCCACCUUAUGGGGCCGCCUUUAACGGGACCUAGGAUUGAUCGGAAAUGGCCCGUCUCGCCCUGAGGGCGCGCAAUUAAAAUUAAUCCGAACGCGUGGAGUCGCCGUCCUCUCUGGACGAUCGCGGGGCUGGUGCUCUUGAAAUGGCUUCGCCGCUUGCUUCUCCGAGACGACGCGAUGCACAACCGCGAAGGGAUAAUCGAUAUCCUAGGUUCGGCUCACGGCGAGACUCCGUGGCGCCGUUGGGCUUCUGGCGUUGUCCUUCGAGGGGUUCUUUGUGUCCUUUUGCCUAACCGCCCACUUCGGUACGACUUGGAAGGAACGAACCUUUUCCAAAGGCCAAUUUACGGUACCUCGCGGACCACGCGGGGUACGAACGUUAGUUAGGGUCCCCGUGUAUAUGUACUGCCGUACAAUAGUCAAGGCGCAUGGUAUUCGUACGGCAGAAUCAUUUUCUGAGAAUUUAUGUAACCAUGAAGUAUCAUCUCCGGGAAGAGGGGAUCGAAAAUCGGCUCAAUAUCGAUUCGCACUGUGAAAAUGGAACGGGCGCCUAAACUUUCGAAGGCAGCGAGCGUGAUCAUCGGAAUUUCGAUGUGAUCCACGAACCUUGUGUAAUUAAAUACAAGUCUGGCUGUACGAUAUUAAUGCAAAGUGUGAGCAAAAAGUCCUUGCUAGGAUCCCCCGAAAAAUGUGCUCGUUUCCCUGUGUAAUUUUUGUUUUAAACUGUAAUUCUCAUUUUUUUUUUUUUUUUUCUUUUGAACCUAUGUAUGACAGAAGUCUUAAGUUGGCAGUAGUAUUGAACUGUAUCCUCGACGAAACCUCGUCACUUGCCUCCUUUGUAAUAACAGGUAACGGUCUCAACAUUGUAUUUGUUUUUAAUUAAUCCCUGAAAUUAAAGUAACCAUGAUUGAUAAUAUAUGUCAUUGCACUAAAAAAAAAAAUUGAAUCGAGGCAUCAACCAUUAUAAGUGUUAUUUGUUAUCAUUCAGUUGUAGUUCAUUCAAAUCCGUCUAGUGAGGCCUUGUCCUUCCAAUCAAAUGAUCUUAAUUGCCUACGCAGAGCUGUUAUGAGUUAUUGGUUGAAUGGUUUAACUGAUAGCACCUGAUAAACACGAUAUGGUCGCAUUUACCAUAGUUCAAUUAAAAUUACAAUAUGAGUAAUUUAUAGUAAUUUCGUGUAAUUGACGUGUUUUGUAAAAUGGAAGGGAGGUUCUAUUUUUGAGCCAUAUUUUUUCUUAUACAAAUACCGUUAUCUUCCUGUAGAAAUGUUAAAUUGUUAUCCUAGUAUUUUCGUUAUCUGUGCAUAUUUUUAUGGUAUAAUUGUCGCAUUACCCAUCAAACUUCCCCUAUAUUCUUGAAUUUUCAUUAUACAACUAUUUAUUUAUAAUAACACGUUCGCUACCAGCGCUUGAGAAGAAAAUCUUAUACCACAGCCAAUGAUACACGUCGCAUAUUUCGGCGCUGGUAGCGAACGUGUUAAGUUCCCUUUUUUAACAACGACAAUUUCAUUAAGCAAUCGUAAUUCGUAGAUAAAUAGAAAAUAGAAAUUCUGUCUUCGGGAGAGAAAAAUCUCACACCAAAUAUUUUAGAGAUUAAGUACCGAUCUCGGGAAAAAUUCCAAUUCAAAAGGGCUCUUCAGAGUCAACCAGGAUGUCGACCUCGGGAAUCUCUCAUUCCAUCUCUUCCGAUACGUACCGCAUUCGUCGCUUCCGAAAACGUUUACUGUCCGAGGGUUGAGUAAAAAUACCGUUUUCUCAACCGCCACUACGACAGCAUGAUUCUGGGACGGGGACUAAUGCUGGAACCUUCGACCUUCGACAUUGCGGAACUCGUUUCACGCUAGAACGGAUCCGACGACGACGAUUCGCAUAGUUCGCUUCGUAUACGUUCUACGUGCGAAUGGCGAAGCCGUCUAAUUGUGAGGCGGAUCGUUACGUAAGCUUUGGUGAACUCCAGUCGGUCGGAGUACGAGUGCAAGUAAAAUAAAACUUGCGUAAACCCUGUUGCAACUUCUCACUAGAGGAUUCGUAAACCAAACUGAGUAGAAGUUCGAAUUCAGAAUCCGUAGGUAGAUUAUCGUGCACGAGUAAUUUGAUACUUCAUUGCCCUCUCCAUAUCAUACGUUAUAUGCCGGAGAAAGGAAAUUUUUAAUCGAUAAGAAAAUCAAGCUAUCCCGGAACUUAAUGCGACAGGAUGAAAUCGUUAAUGAAUUGUGCCCAUAAUUAUGAAAGUGGUCUAAGUCAAAAUUAAAAAAAAAAUGAGUUUAUCAGUUAUUUCACGCCAUAUUAUUUAAAACGAAAUUAAUUCAAUGUAAUUUCGAAAGAAAAAAUAUAUGACUUGGACCACUUUCAUAAUUAUGGGCACAAUUUAUAUACUCGACAACUUGACAAACUAGAGCUGUUUUAAACUUAAAAUAUACUUUGUAAUGUUAUGUGUUUAAUCAAAGAGAUAAUAUAUGUUUACACCGGUUUAUAUUGUACACACAGAACACUGCAGUAUGUACUAACAAAUGCGUCAUUGUUUAGAUUGAGAAAUUAAAUGAAUUUGGAUUUAAUUUUCAAUGUUAUAGCAUAUGGGGUAGAAUUCGAGUAAAUCUGAUGAAAAUGUCUAAAGUUGUAAAUUUAAUUUAAUUCCAAGAGGAGUCAUUUAAAUGUGAAAGUUUACGUGAAUUGAAAAUGCUGUUGGAUCUUUGGGAUUUAUUUUUAAUAAGACGGUUAGGAUAUACUUGUACACGGUAAUGUACUUACAGUAAGACACGAAUGUUGGUUUACACAUACUGAGACGUAUUCGUGCCAUGGUCAUUCUCGCAAAGGAGAAAAAGUGAUACGUAGAGUGGAUUUUGACGAGUGUGACAUUACGAUAGAUGAAACGUGGUAAAGGAAACAUUUUACCUCUUGCAUCGAAUUUCAUAAGCUUGCUCGCGAAGCUUUUAUACAUUUUCCUUCAAAAGUAUGUCUGCAAACUUCUGAUGAGUGUUGGGUACUGACGUCUAAUCGAUUACUUGAAAUCGGAAAGUGAUACGGUUUGCAGAGAAAUAAUAAAAGUUCUUGAAUAUGGAUGAAUGGCAAAAUGUGCCCAUAAUUAUGAAAGUGGUCUAAGUCAAAAUUAAAAAAAAAUUGAGUUUAUCAGUUAUUUCACGUCAUAUUAUUUCAAACGAAAUUAAUUCAAUGUAAUUUCGAAACAAAAAAUAUAUGACUUAGACCACUUUCAUAAUUAUGGGCACAAAUGUUGUUCAGCAGGAAAUGUGGUUAUACCAGGUGAUUAAAUAAUGAUACCUGCGCUCCGUGUUAUGUAAAUUUUACAAGCCAAGUAAAAAAUAAAUUCAUAUUCUAACAA
Orussus abietinus is the source of this 6068-nucleotide messenger RNA. It is a transcript of the gene Cpes, whose product is annotated as ceramide phosphoethanolamine synthase. Gene Ontology annotation, biological process: phospholipid biosynthetic process. The transcript has a single exon. The record is from RefSeq and is a predicted model, not a curated record. Gene Ontology annotation, molecular function: phosphotransferase activity, for other substituted phosphate groups. Lineage: Eukaryota; Metazoa; Arthropoda; Insecta; Hymenoptera; Orussidae. Bases 1669 to 2769 code for a protein of 366 amino acids. Gene Ontology annotation, cellular component: membrane.